Orbicella faveolata is the source of this 1260-nucleotide messenger RNA. RefSeq names its product protein/nucleic acid deglycase DJ-1-like. Gene Ontology annotation, cellular component: nucleus; mitochondrion; cytoplasm. The record is from RefSeq and is a predicted model, not a curated record. Gene Ontology annotation, biological process: glyoxal metabolic process; glycolate biosynthetic process; response to oxidative stress. Lineage: Eukaryota; Metazoa; Cnidaria; Anthozoa; Scleractinia; Merulinidae.
GCAGAAAAAGCUUCGGAAAAUACGUUUCAGCUUUACCUAACAGCGUUUUCCUCAUUCCAGUUGUGGAAAACAGCUGUAUUUUUGAAAACUUUUAAUGCUUUUAAGUGGAAAAGGCUGGCUAAUAAGAGGUCUGGGUACUAGAUAUUUCUGCUCGUCCAAGAUGGCGGACUUGAAGGGUAGCGCGCUGGUUAUCUUGGCUGAAGGUGCAGAAGAAAUGGAAGCUGUUAUUACUACAGACGUGUUACGGCGUGGAAAAGUUAAAACAGUCAUUGGAGGUCUGACCAGUGCAGAUCCUGUUGUGUGCAGUCGCUGUGUGAGUGUCAAGCCAGAUAUGAGUUUAGAAGAUGCAGUCAAACAGGGUCCGUAUGAUGCUGUCAUUCUACCUGGAGGACUGGGAGGAUCCAACAACCUGGCAAAAUCUGCGAAAGUGAAAGAAAUCCUUCAGGAACAGGAACAAAGUGGAAGAAUUAUUGGAGCCAUCUGUGCUGCUCCAACAGCUCUUCAUGCUCAUGGAAUUGCAAAAGGAAAGACUGUUACAUCACAUCCAUCUGUGAAAGAUAAAUUGGAUGGCUAUACCUAUUCUGAAGAGCGUGUGGUGCGAGAUGGGAACCUGGUAACUAGCCGAGGCCCUGGUACAGCCUUUGAGUUUGGCAUUGAGCUUGUCCGUGCUGUGCGAGGGGAUGAUGGUGAAGCAGAUAAACUGGCAGGCCCGAUGUUGAUUAAGUAAUAAGUCUAUUACUGUCUUGCCACAGUUUGUUAAACUUGGUUGUGAUCAAACUGGAUAUAAACCAGUUAUGAACAAUGUUACUAUGUAGUGUUACCACACUAUAUAGGGGGUGGGGGUGGGUGUAUGGAAUCUAGGAAUUUUGAUGACAUUUUUGUUAGAAAAAUGCCAGUUAUUGUAUUCUUCAAGUAAUCCCUGGGAGUGUAACUGUGAAAUUGUGUAUUGAAGAGAAAAUGGUACAUGAUUAAUGUAGAGUGAUUGAUUCAAAAUCUACAGUUCUACAGUAUUUACGGAUUCACACAUAUGUGUUACUUAGUAUGUCAGCUUUGAUGAAUAAUACAAAUUACUUGUUAGGAAAAAGUUCAAAACAAAUAAACUCAGCUCAGUAACAGAGUUUGGAUAUCUGAUUGUUUUGGUGAUCAGAGGUUUGUUCAGUUUCAAACUCAUGCAGUAAUUAAUGCAUGUUUACUAUAUCUGUUAAGAGUAAGAAUUAUAGUAAGAUAAUAAAAGAAUAAAAUAAAUAAAAUUGAAAAGUC